CAAUCAAAUUGGGGUGACCAAACCAGAAACAUAAACACAUGGAUCAAAGAAAGAAAGUUUUGAUCAAAUCAAUCUCUACUUUGCUGAUCAUUCUUCUCUGUGCAGCAAAUAUAACAGAAUCAGAGCCUACAAACCCUAGCAAGAAGCAAUUUGUACUGGUUCAUGGUUCCUGCUUUGGUGCUUGGUCAUGGUACAAGCUUGUGACCUUAAUGAAGUCAUCUGGUCACAAUGUCACUGCCCUAGACCUAGCUGCUUCUGGGGUUGACCCUCAGCAGGCAAAAGAUCUGCAUUCAAUUUCUGACUACUUCAAGCCCUUGACGGAUUUCAUGGCAGCUCUUGAUCCUCCACAUGAUAAGGUCAUCCUUGUUGGUCACAGUCUCGGUGGGUUGGCCAUUUCUUAUGCCAUGGAAAGAUUUCCAGAUAAGAUAUCUCUAGCUGUUUUCGUCACUGCCUUAAUGCCUGGCCCGACCCUCAACAUCUCCAGUCUUAAUCAAGGGUCGUUCGGAAGACAAGGAUCUCUAUUAGACAGCAAAUACACAUAUGAACAAGGAUAUGUUUGGAGCAAUGAGAGAUAUGAGAGUGUGGAACACAGGGUGAUGGUGAACUCAGAGAAGGAAAGGUUUUCCAUUCCCUUCUUCCUCAGCCCAGCACACUACACACAAGUCAAGCCCUUGGAGGAGCUGACCGAUGAACGAAACCCUGCCAAGUAUAAGCCCUACAGAUGGGGCAAGUUUAUCACACAUAGAAAGCUCAGUAAUUUCAAGAAACUCAGUACUGAAAACAUCCAGAUUUAUCAUUUCAGGGUAUUGGAAUAA
Prunus avium (sweet cherry) is the source of this 815-nucleotide messenger RNA. The record is from RefSeq and is a predicted model, not a curated record. Lineage: Eukaryota; Viridiplantae; Streptophyta; Magnoliopsida; Rosales; Rosaceae.